This is a messenger RNA of Suillus subaureus, 417 nucleotides long. RefSeq lists its product as uncharacterized. The record is from RefSeq and is a predicted model, not a curated record. The annotation marks the transcript as partial. NCBI's taxonomy places the organism in Eukaryota, Fungi, Basidiomycota, Agaricomycetes, Boletales, Suillaceae. The transcript is spliced from 2 exons.
AUGAAUGAUUCCAAUUUCUGCAAGAUGAUCCACAUGAAAAGGACUCUUUGCUGUAAAUACAAGCAGGUGGAGAAUGUCAUUGCUGAAAGUGAAAAGGUUUUUGACAGACUUGAUGAAGCAGCACCUGCAGCUUCAAAGAAAGAAUGGUUAGCCAGUGAGAGGAUUGCUCAGUCUAGCAGAAUAAAUAAUCCUGUAGUGAUGGAUGUAUAUGAGAUUAAUAUCAAGAAGGCACUGAGCAAAAAGGAGAUCAAGCUUAGGCUGCUGGGGGAGGGUAAUGCCUGUAAUGCAGCACCUGCUUGCAGAUCAGUGGCAACAUGGAUAUCAAUGGGGUUGGCAAUUGAAGAGGCUCAAAUUGCAUUGGUCAUUGAGCUCCAAAGAAUUGGAAGAAGAACUACAGAGACACAGAGAUUAGACAUU